CCUACUCUUCCUGCAGGUGGCGCUGUUUUUCCUCAUUAGCCAGAAUGGACUCGAAAAAUGCUCUGAAAACCUGGGAGUUAAGUAAUAACGUUGAAAAUGUCAGCAUUGACGAAAUAUACAGAUAUGACAAGAAACAGCAACAGGAUAUUUUGACAGCCAAACCAUGGGAGAAAGAUCCACAUUACUUCAAGCACAUUAAAGUUAGUGCUCUUGCCCUUCUGAAGAUGGUUAUGCACUCAAGAUCGGGUGGAAAUCUAGAAGUGAUGGGACUAUUACUUGGUAAAGUUGAUGGUAAUACAAUGAUUGUCAUGGACAGUUUUGCCUUACCUGUGGAAGGGACAGAGACCAGGGUGAAUGCCCAGGCUCAGGCAUAUGAAUACAUGGCUGCAUAUACUGAGGCAGCCAAACAAGUAGGGAGACUGGAGAAUGCCAUUGGUUGGUACCACAGUCACCCUGGUUAUGGCUGCUGGUUGUCAGGAAUAGAUGUCAGUACACAAAUGUUAAACCAGCAGUUCCAGGAACCAUUUGUGGCUAUUGUGGUAGAUCCAGUGAGAACAAUAUCAGCUGGGAAGGUCAACAUAGGGGCAUUCAGAACUUAUCCCAAGGGCUUCAAACCCCCAGAUGAGGGCCCAUCUGAAUAUCAGUCUAUACCUCUAAAUAAAAUAGAAGAUUUUGGAGUACAUUGCAAACACUAUUAUAGCUUAGAUAUGUCCUACUUCAAGUCCGUGGCAGACAGAAAAUUAUUGGAAUCUCUAUGGAAUAAAUACUGGGUUAAUACGCUCAGUUCAUCCAGUCUUUUAACAAAUGCCGACUACACAACUGGUCAAAUUUUUGACUUGGCAGACAAACUAGAGCAGUCCGAGGUCCAGUUGUGCAGAGGAGGGUUUAUGUUGGGCAUGGACACACAUGAAAAGAAAUCAGAGGAUAAACUCGCCAAAGCAACUAAAGAUGGAUGUAAAACUACAAUGGAAGCAAUCCAUGGCCUGAUGUCACAAGUGAUCAAAGACAGACUAUUUAACCAAGUGCACACUUCAAAAUGAUACCUUGUCCUUCUGUAUAGUGUUUCUAGUGUACAAUAUUGAUGAUUUACUAAAGGACUCCAGAAUUCAAUGAACAAGGGAGAAUCAAAAUGAAGAUCAUGUGAAUUUCUUGUUACCAGUAUAUUCAUUGUUUACAUGUAUGUAUUAAAUUAGAACAUUUUAUA
Molecule: messenger RNA, 1204 nt
Organism: Saccostrea echinata
Lineage: Eukaryota; Metazoa; Mollusca; Bivalvia; Ostreida; Ostreidae
Product: COP9 signalosome complex subunit 5
Exons: 8
Coding region: 45-1040 (331 amino acids)
Biological process (GO): protein deneddylation
Cellular component (GO): COP9 signalosome; cytoplasm
Molecular function (GO): deNEDDylase activity; metallopeptidase activity; protein binding
Source: RefSeq, a predicted model, not a curated record